AUGCUCUCACCUUACGGCGUGCUGGGUCUGGCGCCUGGGUGCAGCGAGGAGCAGCUGCGGGCGGCGUACAAGCGGAAGGUGCUCGAGACGCACCCGGACAAGGGCGGCUCAGUGGACAGCUUCCGCAAGGUGCAAACCGCCUAUGAGGCGCUGGUCAAGGACCUGCCCAAGCUCAACGCGGCGGCGAGCUUCACGCCGGCGAGCUUCACGCCGCCGAAGACGAGCUUCCCCUUUGCUAGGACCUUUGAUGACAUUUUCGCGAAUUUCGCACAUCCCCCGGCGCCGGAUCCAGCCCCAAUGGCCGCCAAAGAGUUUGGCCGGAAGAGGAGGCGCACCAUGGAGGAGACCAUUGAGAUGGCCUUUGCGAGCAUCCCCAAGGUGAUGCGGCCGCCCAACUUGGCGCGUUCCGCGCCCAGCUCGGCGCGCUCCUCCGUGCCGGCCCCGAAGCCGCGGCCGAAGGCCAAGGCGAAGACGGUGGGCGAGCAGCUCGGCAUGAAGAGGCGCCUGGGUGUAAAGACGCCUUUGCUUUCCCUGCGCCAAUGGAAUUUGCAGCAGAAAAAUCGCUGGGGAGCCAGCAGUCGCCUUGCCUUCGGCUGCCACGAAACCUUGUGCUAA
Messenger RNA from Effrenium voratum, 615 nucleotides. Lineage: Eukaryota; Dinophyceae; Suessiales; Symbiodiniaceae. The record is from the annotation of a GenBank genome assembly.